UUAGUCAUUACACAAAAAAUGAGAAUACAGGGUCAGGAUUGUUGUACAUUUUCUCCUCAAUGCAGCCAGCUUUCUGCAGUGGUCUCAUCUAACCCGCAUUUACUGAAUGUCAAUAGUAGGAAGGAUAACUUCUUAUUGGCACAAGCUUGUUUGAUGCCAUAUGCAAUGCUGCCUUGCUAUUACUACAUUAUCUCGUUGAAAUAUGGUUAUGCUGUCGCGCAUGUUGUGUCAUCCGAUGGUGUAACCCUAGGCGGAGUUGCCAUGAUUCUCAAAAUCGGUAGUCUUAUGGAGGCUGAGGUUCCGUGCUCUGUUUCUCUUUUCCUUAACUGCCGCCCUCCCCGAAUACACUCUUUAUUUCUUGGUUGUAUAUAUCGACCGGCCGCCCUUUCUAGAACAGAAGUGCCAGAUGUGGGGGGGAUUAGAGGGAUGGGGGUACAGUUGCAGGCCUGGCCCGGAACGAAACUGGCAUUUAGUGUUGGUAAUAGAGAAAAGGGCUUGUAA
Molecule: messenger RNA, 501 nt
Organism: Populus euphratica (Euphrates poplar)
Lineage: Eukaryota; Viridiplantae; Streptophyta; Magnoliopsida; Malpighiales; Salicaceae
Exons: 4
Coding region: 19-501 (160 amino acids)
Source: RefSeq, a predicted model, not a curated record